Ornithorhynchus anatinus (platypus) is the source of this 889-nucleotide messenger RNA. RefSeq names its product coiled-coil domain containing 107 (gene CCDC107). The transcript is spliced from 5 exons. The record is from RefSeq and is a predicted model, not a curated record. The coding region runs from base 18 to 641 and encodes 207 amino acids. NCBI's taxonomy places the organism in Eukaryota, Metazoa, Chordata, Mammalia, Monotremata, Ornithorhynchidae.
ACCCCGCCCCGGGGACGAUGCCCCCGUCGCCCCCGCAACCGCCCAAGGAGCGGCGGGGGCCGGGUUGGGGUUCACCGGCCCUGGGACCACUCUCCGCCCUGCUGCUUGUGACCUUUGCCCUCUACCUCUUCCUCCAGGGGCGGUCCGACACCGAAGCGCUCCCUGAGAAAAAGCCCAGGGAAGGCGAGUCUCCCCAGACAGAGCGGCGGCUGGCUGAGCUGGAGCGGCAGCUGGCGCUUACCGAAAGACUCUUGAGCGGCAUCCUGACCCAGCUCGAUCCUCUGUCCCAGCGCCUGGACACUCUGGCCGGGGCCCGGCAGGCGGAGAUGACCGCGCAGCUCCAAUCGCUUCGACGGCUGCUGGAGAGCAGAGCGGACGGCGUCGCUGCCCCCCAUGCCUGGAGCACCCCCCCUGCCGCGCAACUGACUGUCAGUGGCGGAACCCGGGCUUGGAGUUUGGAAGAGGAAGGAGCUGAGACCGCUUGGGCUCCAGAUUCCGGCCGGCCGGAGACGGGGGUGGAAUCUGGAGAAGGUGGAGAACUGGCAUCUGGAGCGAGGCAUAGACUGGGAGACUGGGGAUUGAGGAGGAGGAGGAAGAGGAAGAGGGAGGAGAAUCAGGAGCUGGGGACCAGCCCGAGGUGAAACCGGACUGAACCCACCCAGAAUCCAGUUCAUUCUUGCUCUCCCAGGAGGAGGCUGGGCGGGGUGUUUUCCUUCAACUCGGUGGAGGCUCCCACCGAAAAAGGAGCUGAAUGGCAGUGGGCGGGAAUCCUUCAAGGCAGCCCUAACUGGAUCUGGUCUGUCCGUCGCCCCACACCUUAGAAGGUGGACGGAGGGGCUGAAGGGCACGCUGGUUCCUCAACCGAAAAAUAAACCCCAUUUGGAUUAGA